AAAAUUUCAAAAAUAAUAUAUGAACCUUACAGUUUUCGACCUCUUUGCUUAAAUCAAAGGAUUGUACACUUGUAAGUCAUUUCAGUUAUUGUAGAGUAAAAUUUAGAGGAAUUUCAUCAACGUUUUAAAGGAGAUGAUGAAUUCAAAAAAAUUGCUAGAUAAACUAAAAUUCAAAAGAGUUAGCUCGACAGUUUGGAGGACAAGACAGCUUUGAUUACCAGAAUAAAAAAAAUCAUCAAUGAAAGCAAAACAGCACAUAAAGAUGCUUUAUUCUCAGCAAAGAAAUUUGAGAUUGCUACUUAAGAAAAAGAAAAAGGUAAUUGUAACAAUCUAAAUCAAGUUUUUAAUGAAAAUUCAAAAUUGAAGAAUCAAAUUAAAACUUUAGAAUCUUUCAGAAAUACUCAAACAAAUCAAUUAAAUGAAUAUUAAGAAAAAUACAGCAAAGUAGUUGAUGAGGAAAAAUAAAAGAAAACAGAAUUGGUUGAAGGAUUCCAAUAAGAAAUCAAAGACAUCUCCACUAAAAUGGAAGAAGUCUCUAAUGCCAAACACAAAAGUUAAGCUGAGAAUGAAGCUUUGAAAGAAAAAAUGAAAGAAAUUCAAGAACAUGUUGAAAAAAGAGAUAAAAUCUUUGAUGAAGAAUUAAAUAAAUUAGGUAAUAUUAAUCAAUAUUCAUUUUAAAGAUUCACAAAGAAAAGAAAGAGAAACCAAAAUAUUUGAAUAAAUCAAUAACAUAAGCUAAUCUCUGGGCACUUCUGAAGGUUCUGAAGAAUAAUUGUAAAAAAUUAAAGAAGAAGAAGCACUAGUGGAAGCUCAUUUGAAUCCACAUCUAUAGAAGGCAGAAGAAUUCCAGCAAAUUCUUGAGAAAACAAAUCUAUAAUUUAAUUUAUACAAAGCUGAAACAGAAAAAGUAUCAUACCUUCGUCUAUAUAGCUCGCACAAUCAUGUAGAACUUUUGAGUAGAAGUCUUAAGCUUGCUAAAGAAAAUGUGAGAAGUCUGACAUCUACAUUGUGGAAUAAGCAAAAGAGGUAUUUAAUUAAUCUAUUUCUUAGUAUUAAACACUCUAAACUUAAUUAAAACAAAAAUAAGAGUAAGUAAAUUCAUUAUUAACACUAAAGUAAACAUUAUAAAGUGGGUUAUUAUGAGUUAUAU
This is a messenger RNA of Paramecium octaurelia, 1150 nucleotides long. NCBI's taxonomy places the organism in Eukaryota, Ciliophora, Oligohymenophorea, Peniculida, Parameciidae. The record is from the annotation of a GenBank genome assembly.